GGGGCGUCCCGGCUGAGAGUUUGGUGAGGCCUAGGCCCUGACUGCAGCUCCGUAGGGGUCGCGCUCACCGCGCUGAUCCAUGGUGGUGUCGGGGUCGCACUAGCCCUCGAAACCUCGGAGCACUCAGAACUUGCGAUCCGGCUGCGCCUCAAGUGCUAUGGCCGCCAUCGCGGGCUUCAGAACCGUCGGGGCAAAGAGGCCCGGGUGGCUCCUGCGCGGCCUCUGGGACUCGCUCCCUGCCCGCUUCUGCAGCCGAGAGCCCGCCAGGGUCGCGCGGCCAGAGCCGGAGGCGCCGCGGCAGGGGGACGGCAUCAGGAACAUUGUCUUGAGCAAUCCAAGGAAGAGGAAUGCACUGUCACUUGCAAUGCUGAAAUCUCUCCAGAAUGACAUUCUUCAUGAAGCUGACAGCAAAGAUCUAAAAGUCAUUAUAAUUUCAGCUGAAGGGCCUGUAUUUUCUUCUGGACAUGAUUUAAAGGAACUGACGGAGGAGCAAGGCCAUGAUUAUCAUGCAGAAGUAUUUCACACCUGCUCUGAGGUCAUGAUGCUGAUCCAGAACCAUCCAGUCCCCGUCAUUGCCAUGGUCAAUGGCUUGGCCACAGCAGCCGGUUGUCAGCUGGUGGCCAGCUGUGACAUUGCUGUGGCGAGCGACAAGUCAUCUUUUGCCACUCCUGGGGUGAACGUAGGCCUCUUCUGUUCCACCCCCGGGGUUGCCUUGGGAACAGCGGUGCCUAGCAAGGUUGCCUUGGAGAUGCUGUUUACUGGGGAGCCCAUUUCUGCUCAGGAGGCCUUGCUCCACGGGCUCCUCAGCAAAGUGGUGCCAGAAGAGCAGCUGGAGGAAGAGACCAUGAGAAUAGCGACAAAGAUUGCCUCCUUGAGCCGUCCUGUGGUGUCUUUGGGCAAGGCCACCUUUUACAAGCAGCUGACCCAGGACCUUAGAACAGCCUACUGCCUCACCUCCCAGAGCAUGGUGAACAACCUGGCCCUACCAGAUGGGCAGGAGGGAAUCAAGGCCUUCAUCCAGAAGAGAAAGCCCAACUGGUCACAGUGAGCCACCGGUAACAGCCUCCUUCACCAGAGGGCGGAAGGAGGAGUGAGCCCAGUGGGCAGCUCUCAGGAAGCCCCCUCCCUUACCUUUUGAUUCCCACCCACCACUGCUGCCUCUUGACGGAGGAAGACAGCCUGCUUUUGUCACAGUCCGAAGUGGGUUUAUGUGGGUUUCAUAGCAGGUGGUCUGUUUUAAAAGUCCUGAGUCCUUGGGGAAAGGGUGAAAUGGAAAAGAAAUGACAUGCUGAUUUCAAAAGAGGAUUAGUGAGGAUGCAGGGUGAGUGAGCUAUGGUGGAAAGGCUGGUCUAGUGCUUGUUAUGCUUCUUCACAGCCUUGAAAGUGAAUGACCACCCUCACUCGGGGGAAGGCAAUGCCCACGGAAGGAUGCCAGCUUGACUCUUCUCAGAAAUGUCCUCCAAAGUAGGACUAAUUCUGGUUGCUCAAGAGAGGUGAAACAUUUCAAAUCUCCACAAGAUAGGUCUCCACACUGCAGAUCUUCUUGAUUCUAUUGAGAAAUAAUCAUGUCUAUGGCUUUGGAAUAAUCUUAUGUGAUUUCAGUAGAUUAAAUAUUUAUAGAGACUGGUCAUUUUAUCUUGCAAACUAGACUGUAAGCUGUUUGCUAAAAGAAAAAAAAAUAAAGGAAUAUUUCUCUGUA
Molecule: messenger RNA, 1699 nt
Organism: Tupaia belangeri chinensis (Chinese tree shrew)
Lineage: Eukaryota; Metazoa; Chordata; Mammalia; Scandentia; Tupaiidae
Gene: ECHDC3
Product: enoyl-CoA hydratase domain containing 3
Exons: 5
Coding region: 158-1048 (296 amino acids)
Cellular component (GO): mitochondrion
Molecular function (GO): hydro-lyase activity
Source: RefSeq, a predicted model, not a curated record